Messenger RNA from Scatophagus argus, 1739 nucleotides. RefSeq names its product calponin homology domain-containing protein DDB_G0272472-like. The record is from RefSeq and is a predicted model, not a curated record. The transcript has a single exon. Lineage: Eukaryota; Metazoa; Chordata; Actinopteri; Scatophagidae. Bases 135 to 1625 code for a protein of 496 amino acids.
GAGUCAGAUUCACUCGGAUCAGCUACGAACAAGUGACGUGUCGCACAGUCAAGUCGAUUUUACCUUUGAGAAAGUCCUCAACAAAAAUCUACAGCUCUCAACAGCAAACUACAGUGUACAACAGACAAGGGACCAUGGACCAAACAAACAAUCCCGGAAACAGCCAACAAGCUGCUUUCGCUGCUCCACAGGUCUGUUGGGCCCAUGCAGCGCUUCCCUCAGAUCCUGCCGAACUGCAGCGCGAGCUUCUAGACGCUCGUGGCGCCCUGGAGGAAUGGGGGUCUCAGAGAAUAAAGAUGGGACACAGGAUCCACAAACUGAAAUAUGAGGUCAACAGACGGGACAUGUUCAUAGACCUCAGGGACAGAAAGUUCAGUGACGAAACACAAAAGAGCCGUGACACCAUCGCACAGCAUGAAGAAGAAAUCUCCAACCUGAAGAGAAGUCUCCAGUACAUGCAGAGCGUUCAGGAAGAGAGCGUCCAAGAGAAAGAACACAUGGCAGCCAAACUGAAGGCAGAGCGACAAAAGGCCUCAGAGAAAACCAACGAGCUGCUCGUGCUGAACCUAGAAAAACAAAAGAUUGUUCUGCAGCAGAACGAUUUGCAGAACAUGGUCAAGCAGCUGGAACAGCAGCUCCGUCAGAGGGACAACGAAAACCUGACUCUCAGGAAACACAAUGACAGCCUCUUUCACAGCCUCACUGAGGCCAACAAAAUCCUUCAUGCCAGAAAAGCUGAAUUUCUGGAGAGCAACAGAGCCUGGCAAGACAAAUACAAGGCUCUGCAGGAGAAGUUCAGCGACAAAGAACAGGUUUGGGACACAAAGCAACACCUGGAGGCAGAGAAGAAGAAACUGUCUGAGAAACAACUGAGUUUGGAGACGACAGUCCAAAAGAUGGAGGAACAGAAGAAGGAACUGUACGAGAAACAACUCAGCUUGGAGACGACAGUCCAAAAGAUGGAGGAACAGAAGAAGGAACUGGAGGAGCUCCGUCACAAACUCAAGGAAGUCAGACUCCAGCUGAGGACCACCACAGAGAAAUUUCAGCAGAGCGACGAAGCUUGGCAGACAAAACACGAAGCUCUGCAGCAGAAAUUCAAAGACGAGCUGGCCCAGAUAGAACAGAGGUGGGAGAAACACGUCAAAGAGCUGGAGGAAGAGAAGAAACAACUCGCCGAGGAAAACCAGAACUGGCAGAUGACAGUACAACAGCUGGAGGGAGAGAAAACUGAACUGGAGAAACUCUGUCAGACAUGCAGGAAGAUUCAGAGAGCGAGGAAAAAGAAAGAAAAAGAAGAGAAAGAAGAGAUGAAGAAGAAAGAAAAAGAAGAGAAAGAAGAGAUGAAAAAGAAAGAAAAAGAAGAGAAAGAAGAGAUGAAGAAGAAAGAAAAAGAAGAGAAAGAAGAGAUGAAGAAGAAAGAAAAAGAAGAGAAAGAAGAGAUGAAAAAGAAACAAAAGGAAGAAAAGGCAGAGAUGAAAAAGAAAGAAAAAGAGGAGAAGAAAAAACAAAGAGAGGAGAAGAAGGCAGAGGGCCGCUGGGGUCGGAGGUUCAACAAGAACUACGACAGCGACAGGGUGGUGGAGGAGGCUGCUGGUUGUUCGGCUCAGGUCGACCAACAGUAGUUCCUUCUUCCUUCGUCUGUCCUGUCUCCACCCUCCCUUCACCCUCUGUCUCCAUCACCCCUUCCUCUUUCCACCUUCCCCCUCAUUCCUCCCCCCACCUCGCUUCCACCUUCC